This is a messenger RNA of Ochlerotatus camptorhynchus, 1410 nucleotides long. RefSeq names its product zinc finger protein 184-like. The record is from RefSeq and is a predicted model, not a curated record. Gene Ontology annotation, cellular component: nucleus. Gene Ontology annotation, molecular function: DNA-binding transcription factor activity, RNA polymerase II-specific; sequence-specific DNA binding. Gene Ontology annotation, biological process: regulation of transcription by RNA polymerase II. Lineage: Eukaryota; Metazoa; Arthropoda; Insecta; Diptera; Culicidae. Bases 138 to 1376 code for a protein of 412 amino acids. The transcript is spliced from 5 exons.
ACCAAACAACAACAAAAACAUAGGAAUUUCAUCUAAUUAGGUAUUUACUUACCAAAUAACACAGACGUACUUUUCAUCUCAAAAGCAAACUUCCCAAACGGUGAUUUAUGUGAAAAGCUUUCCAGUAAGAUAAACCAAUGACUGCAAUCGGUAGUAUCAGCUCGCCUGACUCGUGUAGUUUUUGCAUGAACCAGUGUACCGGACCGUUCCGACACAUCCUGACCAUCACGGAGGAAUACGAGCAGCUCCUGAAGCCGGUUCUGUUGGAGCUGAAAGCCCCGUCUUCGCCCCCAGGCAGUCAGGGGUAUCAAAGCUGUGACAAAUGUCGCCGAAGAAUCAUUUCCUCGCAUCAAAUUCCGGAAAGUUGCUUCCAGAUUAUGCCCAGUGCCGAAGUCGUAAAUGUCAAAGUGGAACCGGAUGUGAAUUCUGAAUGUUUACAGCCAACAAUUGGCGACGAUGAGGUGGAUGAAGAGGAGCUUCUUCAGCUGAUACCGGAAACAGAAAUGAGGGUCGAUGACGAGUUCGGACAGGUGCUGGUGUUUAAGGGUUUGGACGAUCGGUUGACUGUGGAGGAAAAUGUCGAUAUACAACGGAUUCUGGGUGGAUUUGUGGAACCGGUUCGGAUAGGGAAACGCGGUAGACGGAAAAAAGGAACUGCACCAGUUGAAAAGUCUAGGAAGGAUCGUUGCUUCCCCAUCCGGCAUAGAUGCCCGUUUUGCAACAAGGGAUUCGCGGAUAAAUGUCUCAUGACGACGCACAUUCGAUGGCACACAGGAGAGAAACCAUUCAAAUGUGAACACUGCGGGAAAGGAUUCUGCGAAAAUUCCAAACUCAAACUGCAUCUACGGACUCAUACAGGCGAGCGUCCGUAUCCCUGUCCCUACUGUCCGAAGUCAUUCACCCAGUCGAUAACGCUCAAGAUCCACAUACGGAUCCACACGCGCGAAACACCAUACGUGUGCGACAUCUGCGACCGUGGAUUCACCCAGUCGUACAGUCUGACCCUGCAUCUACGCAACCAGCACAACCAGGUCACGAUAUACCGGGGUCGGGAGGUGGGAGUCCUACCGGAGCUCAAGUGCCAAUAUUGUGGGAAAAUCUACCGGUCGACCAAGAGCUACCAGCUGCACGUGAAGCUGCACAACACGGGGAAGCUGUUUGAUUGCGGACUGUGCGGUAAAAAGUACACCUUUGUGCACAAAUGCAAAUCGGACACGAGCAAGCCCAAGGUCUAUCCGUGCCACAUUUGUGGUCAAGAGUUCAAGCACCAGCAGAGCGUUGUGUAUCAUAUGAGCAGUAAGCACAACCAGUUUGGGUACGAUAUGGAUUGGGCGGAAAAGAAAGAACCCAACGACGGGGAGAUUGUGGGAAGUUAAGUCGUGUGAGCGAGCCGAUUGUAUGCGCAGCAAU